ACACUUGGGUGUUUCCAGACGGCCAGCAUUUCCGUUAGCACCGGUCCCAUCAUGGCGAGGCACCUCCGCUUCGUAGCGCGGACAGUAAUGGUUCGAGAGGGCGACGUCGAUGCAGCGUACUCAACUCUAAACAGGCUCUUGUCCCAGGAUGGGAUUAUUGAAACAGUGAAGCGCAAGCGCUACUUCGAGAAGCCCUGCCAAGAGCGCCAGCGGAAGAACUUUGAGAACUGCAGACGAAUCUACCACACUGAAAUGGCGAGGAAAAUUGCCUUCAUCUCCAGGACAAACAGAGAUGAUCCCUGGGUUGGUUGCUAGUGAAAUAGACUGUGAUGAAAGAGGGAUGCUAUCAGUGGACUGGUUAAGUUGGGGGCCAGCAAAGUGGAAGAAUCAAACAAAAUCAACACAAUGUCACUAUUACGUCUAAAUGAAAAGAGAAAUACUGAGGAAAGUGACUUUCAUAUUUUCACAUUUUGUUUUUUUUUCAUUCCACAUUGAAAAGUGCAGUUCUUGUGCUUGAAGAGAAAUAUUCACGCUUCGUUAAUGAACACUUGAUUUAUUACAUUUUGUGUUUUGAAUCUUGUCUUCCCACACCAUCUUAAUAGUAAAGAAGCUAAUAAAUGUGUAACAUUUUCUGACAGAACUGUAGUUGGUGAAGAAAUAUUUAUACCAAUUGAACUGUUAAUUAAACAAAGGUAGCUGUGGAUGCCUUUAAUGUCAGACAUGUUUUUGUGUGAAUGUGGUCUCAGCUCAGCAGGAGCUUGGUGUAAAUCAAUUAAAGGUCACUCCUCCCCA
Molecule: messenger RNA, 792 nt
Organism: Thunnus maccoyii (southern bluefin tuna)
Lineage: Eukaryota; Metazoa; Chordata; Actinopteri; Scombriformes; Scombridae
Gene: mrps21
Product: mitochondrial ribosomal protein S21
Exons: 2
Coding region: 52-315 (87 amino acids)
Biological process (GO): translation
Cellular component (GO): ribosome
Molecular function (GO): structural constituent of ribosome
Source: RefSeq, a predicted model, not a curated record